This is a messenger RNA of Phalaenopsis equestris, 1214 nucleotides long. Its product is annotated as BAG family molecular chaperone regulator 3-like. NCBI's taxonomy places the organism in Eukaryota, Viridiplantae, Streptophyta, Magnoliopsida, Asparagales, Orchidaceae. Gene Ontology annotation, biological process: protein stabilization. The record is from RefSeq and is a predicted model, not a curated record. Gene Ontology annotation, cellular component: cytoplasm. Gene Ontology annotation, molecular function: adenyl-nucleotide exchange factor activity; protein-folding chaperone binding. The transcript has 5 exons. Bases 1 to 1035 code for a protein of 344 amino acids.
AUGUCAUUGGUCAUAGAAUUGAUUAACCACGACAUGAACAUGUGGUUUUCUGCAUUCCAUGUCCGGAAUUUUGGGUCAUCCUUGGUCAGCAUCACCGGUGCUAUAGUCAUCCUUGCCUCUGCCACAGAAAAACAUCAUAACAGAUUGGGACCACUGGAGGUAGUUCUGGCCGUUGAGUUUGUGGCCAGUGAUGAGGGAGGAAGUGUCAUCGAUUCCGCACUGCGCUAUAAAUUCGAGCUCACUCGGCUGCACUGUCGGUGGCUAAACGCAAAGAGAACACGGGGCAGUUUUCCGGCGAAGUUCCGGCGAGGAGAUGUUGAGGGGAUCGGGAUUCGACGGAGGAUCUGGAAGCGUCGGAGGGGAGCGAACGGCGGGGAUGGGGUGGGAGAUGAGGCCUGGAGGGAUGCUGGUUCAGAAGCGGCUCGUCAAGCAAGGAGAGGGAUCUCUUAUGGAGAAUCGAAGUUGGAGGUCACCGUUAGCUCCCGCGCUACUUUCAGGGAAUUGAAGAAGCAACUGGAGGCAGAGAUAGGCUUGCGGCAAGCAGAGCAGAAGAUAAGGUACAGGGGGAAAGAGAGGGAAAAUGGGGAGUUUUUGGACAUAUGUGGGGUGAAAGAUCGAUCGAAGUUGGUGGUGAUGGAGGAUCCUUUUAGCCGUGAGCGGCGGUAUAUCGAGAUGCGCCGGAAUGCUAAAAUCCAGAGUGCUUCUCUGGCCAUCGCCAACCUGUCGUUGGAGGUUGAUAAGCUUGCUGCCCAGGUUUCAGCAAUUGAGAAAUCUAUUUCAAGUAGAAAGAAGGUGCCUGAAUUGCAGAUCACCAUGCUAAUAGAGCUGCUUAUGAGACAAGCAGUAACGCUAGACGCCAUCAUUGCAGAAGGUGAAGUUCGUUUUCAGAAAAACUUACAGGCUAAGAGGGUACAGAAGUUUGUUGAAACUCUUGAUGAGCUCAAGUUAUCAAAUGGAAAACUAAAGCCUGUAAUAGUAACAACAAAUUGGGAGACAUUUGAUCCUCCAUCAACUACACGCUUAGGCUUUUUUUGAUUAAGAACUGUAUUCAGGAUUCCACCAUUUCUCAGUUUCUCCAUGAUUCAUAUCCAUAAAGCUUCAUGUGCUAUAGCCUUCAUUUAAUGGAUUGGCUUAAUAAGAGUUCAACCUUUCCUCUAGUUUUUGUUCAUAGAGUCAUUGUAUGUGGAUCAUUAAUGCAGAAACUUUGUUUGUUA